AUGAUUAAAGGAUGGAAACGUGACAUUGAAGGUCGACGAGAUGAAGCAAGAAACUAUUUAAUUUCAGGUGAAAAUACUCUGGAAGUGCGAGAUGAUGAAACACAGAUUGAAGUCGUAGCAACUGAAAUUCCAACAAGUCCCAUUAAAACGAGAGCUACAAGAGUUCCACCUGUGACUACAACCAAUGCAAUAUUAUUUCCAACAAAACAAGAUAUUAUCAGACAAUUUACACUAAGCACUCAGCAAAAAUAUGCUUUUAUGAUUAUAACUAGUCACUUAGAUGGCGAAAAUCAUGCUCAUACCGAUACUAUCGAUAAUCAGUUAUUAAUGUGCAUACCUGGUUGCGGUGGUACUGGAAAAUCUCAGUUAAUUCGUGCAAUUACCAAGUAUUUUCAAGUAACUAAGAGGGGCAAGAUGUUGUGUAAACUGGCGCCCACGUCUAUAGCAGCAGCUGAGAUUGACGGAUUAACUAUCCAUUCAUUUUUAGGUGAAAGUCGCAAAAACAGUAAAAAGAAACAAACCCGUACAUUUAGACCUGGCGAUACGAAAUUGGAAAAUGAAUGGCGUCAUGUGAAGUACUUGAUAAUCGAUGAGAUGAGUAUGGUAGGACUUAGCCUAUUAGCUCGUCUCAAUCGAAUAGUGAAAACAGCCAAGCACGUAAAUUCUGAGAUACCUUUUGGUGGUGUCAAUGUCAUUUUCUUUGGCGACUAUCU
This is a messenger RNA of Rotaria sp. Silwood1, 713 nucleotides long. Lineage: Eukaryota; Metazoa; Rotifera; Eurotatoria; Philodinida; Philodinidae. The record is from the annotation of a GenBank genome assembly.